This is a messenger RNA of Darwinula stevensoni, 821 nucleotides long. The record is from the annotation of a GenBank genome assembly. Lineage: Eukaryota; Metazoa; Arthropoda; Ostracoda; Podocopida; Darwinulidae.
GAAUGGGUGGUGGCACAGGUACAGGAGCAGCACCGAUCAUUGCUAAAGUAGCAAAAGAAAUGGAAAUACUCACAGUAGCCAUUGUGACAUUACCAUUCAAAUUUGAAGGACUAAGACGUCAGCGUCAAGCGCACGAAGGGCUAGAGCAACUAAAGAAAAAUGUAGAUUCUAUAUUGGUGAUUUCCAAUGACAAGAUGAAACAAAUACAUGGUAAUCUUGCACUUUCAUCUGCAUUCGGUCAAGCGGAUGAUAUCCUUACGACUGCCGCAAAAGGUAUCGCAGAGAUCAUCACAGUGCCAGGAUAUAUCAAUGUGGAUUUUGAAGACGUCAAUACAGUCAUGAGAAACAGUGGUGUUGCCAUUAUGGGUAGUGCUACUGCUGAUGGUGAUGAUAGAGCUCGCAAGGCUAUCAAUGCUGCGCUCAACUCGCCACUACUUGAAGAUAAUGAUAUCAGAGGUGCACAACAUAUCUUACUGAACAUCACUUCUGGCACAAAAGAAGUUACGAUGGACGAAAUAGGAGAAAUCACUGAACACGUCCAAGAAGAGGCAGGAUAUGGUACCGAUUUGAUCUGGGGUAACUGCAAAGAUGAAUCACUUGGAGAAAAAAUUUGUAUCACACUAAUCGCAACAGGAUUCAGAGAAGGUGGAUCUAAAAAAGCAGAGAAGGCAACUGAACAAGUCAAAAUCUCCCUUGAGAAUGACAGAGUACACCAAGUGCCAAAUGAUGAUGAUUUUAAUAUUUUUGACUUCGAAGAUAUAGCAGCUGACAAUGUGAUUGAUUUUGACAAUGAUGAUGUCAAAAAGACAAUCAAUAUGUUA